ACAGAAAAACCGGUGACACCAACAUCUCGACAGCUGUCAACACCAACUGAACCGGGGAAUGGACCAACUAUAAACGUUACUAAGUUGAUCGCUAAUUUACUCGUGGGCUAUGAUAAAAGGCUUCGUCCCAACUUUGGAGGUAAGUAGGAAGAAUGUAGUGCUUUUGGGUCUUUUUGAGUCUGUGAGUUACUCAGAAAGGAAAGAUCUGAAAUGGAAAAGUAAAAUUAUCUAAAAAAUGUCGGGUUGUUAUAACGCUCUUUCUCUAAUUCGGAAACUUAAGAGGUUUUCUCUCUGCAUUCAAGGUUAGGAAACAACUAGCCGAAAGUCUCGUACUUUCUAACUAUAUUAUAACGACACACCACCUUCCUAAUUAUGUAUCGGUCAAAUCGAAGCUUCAACAUGCCCCCCCCCGGGCAUACCCCGGGCAUUUGACACCUUUGCCGUCCCAGGGAGGAGGGAAUUUGAUUAUCUGAGUCUUCCAGGGGGUGGGGAAUUUGAUCCCCAUGCUUUAGCGGUGGGGAAUUUGAACUGCGCCCUCGAUUUCAUGUAAAAUCUUUGGCGUGGCGAGCUAUCAUUGGGGACGCGGUGUUAGAGGAUUUUGGUGGAAAAGAUUGUGCCUUUGUGGCCAAUUGGUUACAAGGAAAGAGCUUAAACAAGCUUUGUGCCGUUUUUGAAGUAUUUAAAUUUUAAAUUUUUUAAUAUUGGAUUCAGGCUUUGAAUGUAUGAAUGUAUGUUGUUGUUGUGUUUACAAUGAAAUACAAUACCUAUACCAGCGAUUCAAUGCAACAACAUAACUGUAAAAUAAAAUAAAAUAAAAUAAAAAGCUCAUGUCAUCUACUUUGACCUACUGCAAGUAUGUUAAUUUAUACAGUGAGCGAUGAUGCAUGUCAGUGAAAUGGUCAGGAUGUAGUAAUCUCAAUAGGUGGGAUCUUUUUUAUAGAACGCUCUGUAUGUUGCAUGAUGAAGAUAAGCUGAGCAUUCAGUGACCUUGUAGCGGCGAUUUCCGCCGCUUUGCACGAGUUUUUUUGUUCGUAGUAAAUACGCUAACAGUGACUCUCAGUUUUUGUUAUAUUUUUAAAGAUUUUUUGUUAUAUUUUUCUAAAGAUUUUUGUUCCGUCUCGCGCCAUCAACGUCAAUUGCGUUUCGUUUUGCUCGACGGACUACAGAAAAAAAAAGAGACUGCUCGUAGUCUACAACUUAAGGCAUUUCCGCCGUCCUUCUGUCAUUUUUGUGCCUGUGAAAUGUCCCCGGGGUGGGGGCAUUUGAUCACCUGAAUGGACCCUGGUGUGGGGCAUUUGAACGGCAUUUUGGCCCGGGUAGGGGGGAAUUUGAACAAUAAUUUUCAAAAAAGUCAAAUGCCCGGGUGGCUGCCCGGGGUGGGGGGGGGGGGCAUGUUGAAGCUUCGAUUUGACCGAUAAAUUACCUCAUUCGUCGCUUAGAGCGUGUCCAAAUCGCAGCCGCCAGUUUUGUUCUUAAUCGUUAUGCGACCAUGUACCUGGGCUGGCUACCCGUAACUUAUAACAUGGAGCUCAACUUCUGCAAAACGGUAUUCAAAGCCCUUGAUAAUGAAGACUGGCCACCGUACCUCCGGCUCGAGUUACGAGAACCGGCGGAAUUUAAAUUAAAUCUUGCUGUUGCCUGUUCCAGACGAAAUUAAACUGGUUAACUCCGUCUGCGAAACAGGCGACUUCCAGCUUACCCAAGACAGCCACGACCAGUUAAAAAACUUUGCGUCUUUUCAGGUUGAAGGGAAAUUCGAAACGCACUUCCGGUAAUUCGUUGAGUCCGUUGGGGGUUCAACCGCAGACCUUAGUUAUCGUCUGCAAAGGCAAGACAGUACCACGCGUCUUUCAAGACCAUCAAAACUUGCACGGCGAGAGCCACCUUCGUACGCAAAUGCAAAGAGCUUUAAGUAUCCCUUUUCAAAACUAGCCUGUGACCCUCUUUUUAUGUAAACGGAUAUAUUUUCCCUUUCAGAGUUCUACCCAUUGUUCAAAUUUUUUAGUUAGUGUUAAUAAUUAGUUCUUAUUAUUAUUUACCAUUUUUCUUGUUAUAUAAGUUAUAUAAGUUUUUUGCUUACAUGGCAUUCUCCUAGAUACAAGGAAAGCUACAGUAGGGUAGAAUGCUCGCGUUCAAUAUCACUGUUGAAAAAGGUUUGCAAGAACAACUAAAGAGCACCUCAGGGCCUCCAGUUCCGGAAGCAUUUGAAUUCGUUGCCUCUGAUUGGGCAUGGAUUACAUGUCUGUUUUCUCGUUCGUUUGAUUCAUUCAAUAGGCCAGAGUCAAUUACUACUAUCAAAGUAUGUUGAACAACAAUUUGACAAUCGCUCAAUCACUUCUUCCAUCGUUUUAGUCAAUGAAUUGAUCAGCCAGUGAGCCAAUGAACCAAUCAAUCAAACAUGCAAUCAGUCGAUAUUGUAGCAAAAAACAAAAUUAAUUAUAUCCGUUUGUUUUGCCGCAGGUGAACCUGUGAAUGUGUCUGUGACUGUUUUCGUCGAGUUCAUCGGAGAUAUUGACGAAAUCAACAUGGUAUGUUUGUUAUGUUAUUAUGUUAUUAUGUCGAGGACUCUUAGUCAGUUUAUAUAUCGCAAUACCAUGAAAUUUACCAACACAAGAGCGCGCAAGCCAUUAGAUAUCAACAGGAGCCUAUCAAAUAGGCUCCUGAUAUCAAUUAUUUCAAAAGUAUAAAACUUAUUGAUUGUGCGUUUUUGAGUCAUAUAAGGGAAAGUUCAUUUAAUAUGACAGGGGCGGGAUGAAGAUAUUGAGGGGGAGCUCCGAAAAUUUUGAGCCACCCGAAGGGGGGGCUCUGAAAAAAUUGUUGCGCUAGGAGGGGGGGCUCCGAAAAUUUGUAUACUUCAAAACCAACACAUGACAUCAUCAUACAGAUCGGAUGGUUUUCAACUCAACAAUUUAAUGACCUGUGCAACUCAGCUAUAUCACGUGGUUUACAGAUAUAACAAAUGUAGUCUCAGUAAUUAUUACACUCUUGUUCAUCCCAAAAAUGCUUUAGAAAAUUGUAUCACAACUGUAUCUCAAGUUUGUCAUAGUAUAAACCAUUGAAGACAAUAACGGUAAAUAUAUUUAAUACAGUCUAGCGAUCUUUUUCAGGGGAGCAAAGGAAUUGAAGGAGGAGGGGGGGCCUGAAAUUUUUUUCGACUACCAAGGAGGGGGGGCUCUAAAAAAUUGAACCGCUAGCGAGGGGGCUGCUAAAAUUUCAAGCUUCGAGUUUCAAUAUCUUCAUCCCCCCCUUGUCAUAUUAAAUGAACUUUCCCUAAGCACUUGACAAUUUUUCAAGACACGCGAGAAGUACAAAUUUCCUGGGGCUGAUGUCUCACUUACCAACCCCGUGUCGUGUUUUGGAAAGGACGGCGUCAUUGCUUAUUCAACCCAACUAUUCACUCAAGACGCUUUUUUUUCUGAUCGAAAUAUCAUAAAAAAUAAAAAUGAAAUAUCCAGAUUCGUAUCCCUAGAAGCCAUUGAACAAACUGGGUUCUUUUUCAUUUAUUUGAACAGGAAUUUACCACAAUCAUGUACUUUCGUCAGUACUGGAUGGACAAACGUCUGCAAUAUAGCAAUACAGGAUACUCCAAGAGACUUGCCUUCAAUCCACAAAUGCUCAAAUUUAUCUGGGUACCCGACACUCACUUCCCUGGCAUCAAGGAUGGUCUCAAACAUGAUAUCACGGAUACUAAUGAAGUGAUCCGGUUAUGGCCAAAUGGAUCAGUGCUGUACAGUAUGAGGUGAGUGAGGACUGGAUAUGAGCAUUAAUUCUCCCGGGGGGGAGAGGCUACUUGGGUUAAUUUUUGCUGGGUAUGUGUCGUUGGCCUCUCAGAACCCCUACCCCAUCAUUUUCUAUUCUAUAGCCAAAUAUAGACCCCAUCUUGGUCACUUUUGGGAAAAUGUACUUUUCACGAUCCCAACUUAGUAACUUUCUGUUCAUGCAUGUACCUUAUAAAUCCUUUUAGCUAGGUCAUCCUGAAAUGACUUGACACAUUAUUUAAACUUGAUGUAGUAAAAAUCUUCCCAUCUUCUGAUCCCCCAGAUCCCGAAAAUGUGCGUUCCCAUUCCAGUAACUCUGAUAAAAUUGCAACCCCAUUCGUGAAAAUGCAACCCCAUCCAGCGGGACAUCCCCAUUAGCCUGUUACUAGGAAGUACCCCCCGGGAUUUAUUCUUGGGCUCAAGAUGUCUGAACAUCGAAAGUUCUUUUCUUUUGCGGUUUCACAGACCGGAGAUUAAGUCGAGGCUCACAAAAGUGCAGAAAAAGAACGAAGCCAAUAUCUAGAUAGCCAUUUUGACCAGACAAACAAAGAAUUUAUUACAUGGCCAAGUUCGACCAACUGCAAGGCUCCCUUGCCCGAGUGGGCAUGAUAGAUCUACUUUUGCUUAUGAAAACAAAAGACGUAGUUUUUUAAACUUUAAAUUUGGCUGUAGAACAGAAUUACUGAUCAUAAUUUCUCCCAAUAUUUUCUUUUUCAAAGGCUCAAGGUAACAUCCCAGUGUCCUAUGGACUUGAGAAACUUUCCUAUGGAUAAACAGAAGUGCCGUCUAAACUUAGAAGCUUGUAAGUCAAUUCUUCGUCUUUUUAACAGGCGCAUGGCAAGUAUGGGAGACAAGAAGGAGGGGUUCUCCCUCGCAGGUGCCGCUCUUGAGGUCAAGGUGGUUACCGUACACAUUUAUCAAGUUCCUCAGUUUCUGGAUUUUCAAAUCGAUCAAGGCGAAUUCGACAUCCAUCAUAAGAAUUCAUAGAAUAACCAAGCCAAAUAGUCUUGUCAUCUUGACCGAAAAAAAAUUAUGAAGCGCUUUCUCAUAUCCUAUAAGAUAAACUUUUGUGACGUCUCUUCGUUACCAUCUUCUUUUUGGCUGGAAUUUUACUAGACUUUCAGUUUUUAACUGGACACUUUCCUUAAAACUAAGCAAAUAUCUUAAACGUAAAACUUGAUGGCUUCGCAUACGCUACAAAAAUAGAAUCACACGUACCAUACAAUAUUUUCCUUGAUUCAAGGGGAAAAUCGUCCACCUUUUUUUUUACAUUUAAGUUUUUAGUAUCUUCUUUAAAGUUGUUUGAUAAUAUCAUUAACUCUAUAGGGGGAGUUCCUCUGGGAGGGUUGUUGGAUGGAAGGAGAUCCUCUACCUAUUGGGUAACUGAUCAGAAUUUCGACCGUCACGUUUAAGAAAGCAUCCGUGAUUGUAUCCUACCUUCGUAAUUAACCUGAUCGAUAUUUCUUUUUCAACGUCCAGUCAGUUAUGAUGACAAGGAAAUGACCCUGAACUGGCACAAAACGAACCCUGUGACAGUAUCAGAGAGCAUUCAAAUCCCCAGCUACACUUUGUCUCAUCACCGAUGGUAUUCAGCAGUUGAGGAAUUCACAACUGGUGAGCGUCUGAGAUUUUGAUGUCUAUACCUUGAGCUUAAUCAUAAUAAUAAUCAUUAUAAUCUUAAAAAAAUAUUCCCCGCCCUUUUUUGAUCCAUUAACUCUUAUCACGAGACGCAGAAGUUUGUGCAUUUCAUACUACACAGCAGGUCACAUUGGGAGAGUCAUCUUGGCUUUCUAAACUUUAUCAUCCAGUAAAAACCAUAGGAUGAAAUCUCCGCACUAGCUUAGCACUUUACCUGUCUGCACAUGGUUUGUUUUCACGACGUUUCGUAAUGACACUGAGAGCACGCAAUAGGAUGCUGGGAUUUUAUAAAAAAUUUACAAACGAAUUAGAACGGACUUCGGAUGCAAGGUUCAAACGUUGAAAAUUGGCCUCAACAAAAUAUUUUAGAGCAUUCUCCUUUCGACAGCGUUGGUUGCUAAAAAUGAACAGCUAAGGAAACUUCAUACGCAUGCGCCAAUCAGAUUAAUAAACUGAAAACACAUUAAAACGAACCCCCACUGCCUAGAACCUAGACGUCUCUCUCUCGAUGAAAAUGUGCGCACAAAGGAAGGCGGGAAGGAGGAAACGGACAUCGCCUCUCUUCUUUCUCCUUCCCAUGGUCCCUUGUACUACGUCACCAGUCACUCGCGUGUCACUCGCGUUUUGCGCCCGCCUCUGUGCGAAAAAUCGAAGCGCCUGAGGAGGUUGCAGGAACCCAUAUUUACCAACCAACCCUUCGGUAUAGUGAAUGAUAGUGUUCCCUUCAAUUAUAACGAACGAUUUUUGCUUUCCCUCUGCUCUCAACAGUAUACUCGUAUAAUGUUGUGUAGUGCUUUAAAUGAAUUUGUGUUACACUUGUUUGACAGGGGACUACUCCUUACUGACUAUCGAAUUUGAUUUGCAUCGUCGCCUGGGAUUCCACAUGAUUCAGGUACAACUAUUUAGAUAUGCAUAUAGCAGGCCUGGAGAACAAGGUGUCCAGCAACCUCGUUCCCAGAGACCUCUUCUACCCGUCCCCCGGAGCGAGUCUCUGGCUCCAGGGGACUGUAACUAGCAAGCAGUCACACCUAAUGGGAAUAACGUCUCUAAAAUUAUUUGCAAGUGUAAAGAUUCACCGCAUUACCUCGACUGCUGGCAACUUAUUGACCAAGAAUUGACCGUUAGAGCCUAUAGCAUGAUCAAUAGGCCUCACUUCAAUAGCUGGGUAGCGCUAUUCAGUCAACUGGAUUAGUCACUACCGAGCUGGCCCUAGCCGUUUCAAAAAGGUGGAUAACACUACAUCCACCGGAUAAAUCUCGGUCCGCUGGAUACCGUGAUUAAUUUUUCUAAUAUUUGUUUGCUGGAUGGUGAAUUAUCCUAUGGAUAGAGCUAUCCCACGUUUGCACAACUGGGCCUUGAUAUGUGUUAGGGAAACCAAUUUUAAUAUCUGCUGUAAAGAGUUUUAAAUUUUUUUACAUUACUUAAGACUUAAAAAUGCCUCCUUUCAUUGAGAAAUUAGCCUAUGUGUAUCCAUUAUUAUCAAGUACCAAGAGCCCACUUUCGUAUUUUCUCGGAUAUUUAUUUGUUAUCCGCAUGCGUCGUUCUUUUUGCAGAUUUAUCUUCCAUGUUACUUAAUCGUGACUUUGGCCUGGGUGAGUUUCUGGGUGGAUCGUGAGCAAACAGCUGCUAGGAUUGCCAUGGGGAUCACCACUGUACUCACCAUGGCAACGCUGAUUGGUAGUGCCAGGACCUCCCUGCCAAAGGUUUCCUACGUCAAAUCCCUCGAAUGGUUCCUGAUGAUGUGUUUUCUGUUUGUUUUCUCCGCCAUUCUGGAAUAUGCCUUUGUGUCAUACCUGGUGUUCAAAAAUCGAGAAAAGGAGCGAGAGAGGGAGAUCAUGCACAAGAAACAUGACGAUGUAAGUAUAUUAAGAAAAUAUGGAAUAGGUGAAUGAUCGAGCGCACUUCCUUAAAAAAUGUUUGUUUCGCUCCAUGUAACGAAAUCUAAGACUGUCUUGAAUUCUGGAUUCCUUGCCAUGGAUUCUGGGAUACAGUACUGGAUUGCGGAUUCUUUGUCAGUGGAACUUAGAUUUCGGAUUCUAAUCGUUAGUGAAAGUCCGGAUUCCUUUUUUCCAGAAGAAAAGUUUCCGGAUUCCCUAACAUGGGGCGAUAUGUUAAUACAAACUUUUAUAUAACCAGAGAUGUAUUGUUGGGCCGGCCGAACUUCAUGAUCACGCUAUACGAUUAUUGAAGUUUGUUGCUUUAUUAACCCAUAUUUGUUUCUCUCAAUCUUACCUGUUCAAGGCAUCUCAAACUCCAUAACAGGAACUUGAAAAGUGGUUUUUAAAACUAGAAUUGUAGCUGCUUUUACCCUCAAAGCCAUGUGUCAACUAAAUGUCAGCCAUCUUUGUUUAUUCUUUCUUCACCAGGAAAACACAUUCGAGGCUGCCGAGGAAAACAUGGACAACGACAAACCACCCCAGUCCCCCGGCAGUCGCCAAUCUUCAGGGCAGGAAGCGGUCUGGAUCCCAGGAAAAAAUCAGGUGGAGACAGUGAUGAAGCCAGGAAGAUGCAAGUGUUCAACCAAAUCGGCCCAGGAAGUGGACCACUAUGUCAAAAUCCUCAACACCGUGGAGUUUUUCUCCAGGUUGCUCUUCCCGAUUGUGUUCAUUUUUCUGAAUAUUGCCUAUUGGCUUUACUAUGGCGGAAUUCUGAAGUAA
Messenger RNA from Porites lobata, 8053 nucleotides. Lineage: Eukaryota; Metazoa; Cnidaria; Anthozoa; Scleractinia; Poritidae. The record is from the annotation of a GenBank genome assembly.